AUGAGCGAACAAAUUAGUAUGGUUCUUUUUGGACUUACCGGGCAAGGAAAAUCCUCAAUUGCUAACAUGAUGGUACAAGGAGACAUUCGUCAUAAAGACAAUAAAUUCGUAGUUAAUGAUGAUGCUGUUGGUGCAAGUGCUACGAUACAAUGUAAUUCGAAUGAUAAAUUUAUAGUGCACGACACAAUUGGAGUAGGUGAAACAAAAUCCGGUAGCGUUCCUCAUAAGGAGGCUGUUAAAAGGAUAAGAAAUUAUUUUUCAUUAUAUAAGAAGCCACUUAAUUAUAUAGCUUUCGUUAAAAAGAAAGGUAGAUUUACUGAAGAAGAUCAUCAUCCAAUCAUUCCGGUUGAUUUUCCUUGGAGUGAAGAUGAUGAUUUUUACGAAAGUGUUAUUAAGCGAAAGAAAAGAAUACAAAGUCUGCUACAUUUAAUUGAUGAGCUUUUUAGAUUAGAAUAUGAGGGUAUAGAACUAGAGGUUCUUGACUCGCUCCAAGUAAUUCCAGUGAUCGAAAUGAUUGAACAAAUUAGUCUGGUAUUUUUUGGACUCACUGGGCAAGGAAAGUCGUCCAUUGCUAACAUGAUGAUUCAAGGUGACAUAUAUCAAAAAGGCAAUGUAUUCGAAAUCAAUGAUGGUGCUGUUGGUGCGAGUGUUUCGAUAAAUUUUAGUGAAAAUGAAUAUUUUAAGGUUUUCGAUACUAUUGGAGUAGGUGAAACAAAUUCCGGUAGUGUUCCGCAUAAGGAGGCUGUCAAAGAGAUAAGAAAUUAUUUUACUACUUGUAAAGUGCCACUAAACUAUAUCGUUUACGUUAAAAAGAAAGGUAGAUUUACUGAAGAAGAUCGUACAAUGUUCAAUCUAUUUAAAGAGAUCUUUGAAGGAUGUGAGAAAAAUUUCAUCAUAAUCAUCACUAAUUGUGAUGAGAGAUGGAUUGAAAAGAACAAGGAAACAUUAAUAAAGAAUUUUGGAGAAGAUUAUCCGACUAUUCCGAACUCGCUAAUUUAUAGCGCUACUGACCGAAUGAUCCCGAAAAUGUUCGAUGGUUCUUGGAAUAAUUUAUAUAUCGAAUUGAGUAAAAAAACUGGUGUAAUCUUUUUUGGACAUUGGGCAGGGAAAACCUCUAUUUCUAACAUGCUUAUUCAAGGUGAUAUUUAUCAUGAUGGCACAGUUGGUCUUAUUGAAGCCGGACAUUUAAUCAUAGCUUGUGAUAAACCAUCAUGA
This is a messenger RNA of Funneliformis geosporum, 1215 nucleotides long. The record is from the annotation of a GenBank genome assembly. NCBI's taxonomy places the organism in Eukaryota, Fungi, Glomeromycota, Glomeromycetes, Glomerales, Glomeraceae.